AUGGUUAUGCCAGCUAUUGUAGUUUGGUUUCUCUGGAAAGCGCGUAACCAUGCACGACAUGAGGGUGCGUCAUUUCAGGCUCGUCAGGUCAUUCUGGACAUUGAUAGCUUUGUGGUACAGCUUGGUCGAACCGGAGUCCUAUUACCCAAGUGUUUCAUUGGGGACCUGGAGCAUCCAUGGUCUCCAGACGCAGGUUUUCGCCCCAAACGGUUCAAGGUUUGUGCUGUGCCCUGGUCGAGACCUCCACUCAACAGGCUCAAACUCAACACGGACGCUAGUGUCUCUGGUGCAAGUGCUUCGGGUGGAGGGCUAGUUCACGAUCACACGGGGCAUUUGGUCUUUGCCUUUUAUAAGGAGUUUAGGGAGGUGGGCACUCUGACUGCAGAGGCUCUCUCCUUAUGGCAUGGACUUUUGCAUUGUCAAGGAUAG
This is a messenger RNA of Coffea arabica (coffee), 429 nucleotides long. RefSeq lists its product as uncharacterized. The record is from RefSeq and is a predicted model, not a curated record. NCBI's taxonomy places the organism in Eukaryota, Viridiplantae, Streptophyta, Magnoliopsida, Gentianales, Rubiaceae.